Messenger RNA from Dromaius novaehollandiae (emu), 2213 nucleotides. RefSeq names its product very-long-chain enoyl-CoA reductase. Gene Ontology annotation, molecular function: oxidoreductase activity, acting on the CH-CH group of donors. The record is from RefSeq and is a predicted model, not a curated record. Gene Ontology annotation, biological process: very long-chain fatty acid biosynthetic process. NCBI's taxonomy places the organism in Eukaryota, Metazoa, Chordata, Aves, Casuariiformes, Dromaiidae. The transcript has 13 exons. The coding region runs from base 144 to 1082 and encodes 312 amino acids.
GCCGCCGCCCCCCGCCCGCCGCCCGCCGCCGCCGCCGGGGGCUGCCGGCCGCGGCGGGGCCGGGCGCCGCCUGAUUGGCCGGGGCGCGGGCGCGGGGAAGGCGCGGCGGCGGCGGGAGGCGGCGCGGCGGCGCAGCCCGCAGGAUGGGCGGCAGAGCCGGCUUCUUCGAGGUGGAAAUCCUUGACUGGAAGACAAAGAAACAGCUAUGCUUCCUAGAUAAGGUUGAAUCAAAUGCCACAGUUAGGGAAAUCAGAUUGAUGUUCCAUAAAUUAUAUCCUCAGUGGUAUCCAGCAAGGCAGUCAAUAAGACUGGAUCCAAAAGGAAAGUCCCUGAGGGAUGAGGAAAUCCUGCAGCACCUCCCUGUUGGCACAACCGCUACCUUAUAUUUUAAAGAUUUAGGGCCACAGAUAGGAUGGACUAUGGUAUUUUUGAUAGAAUAUACAGGUCCAUUGUUCAUCUAUUUUCUGUUUUAUUUCCGCAUGCCUUUUGUCUAUGGCCUGGAUGAGAGGUUUACAUCAAGCCCACAUCCAGUAGUUAACUUGGCAUGUAUCUGCCAUUCUUUCCACUACAUCAAAAGGUUGAUUGAAACAAUAUUUGUUCAUCGGUUCUCCCAUGGAACUAUGCCACUGAGGAAUAUUGUGAAGAACUGCUUGUAUUACUGGGGAUUUGCUGCUUGGCUUGCUUAUUACAUCAAUCAUCCUCUUUACACCCCUCCUUCCUACGGGAAAAAACAGAUAAAUUUUGCUGUGAUCAUGUUUCUGCUGUGUGAAGCUGGAAAUUUUUCUAUUCAUGUUGCCCUCAGUGACCUCCGGAGAGAUGGAUCCAGAACCCGUAAGAUCCCAUAUCCAACAAAGAAUCCUUUCACAUGGCUGUUUUUCUUUGUAUCUUGCCCUAAUUAUACAUAUGAGGUUGGGACAUGGAUCAGUUUCACUAUCAUGACUCAGUGUGUCCCAGUGGGGCUGUUCACCUUGCUUUGCUUCAUUCAGAUGACAAUCUGGGCAAAGGAUAAACAUUACACCUAUCUACGAGAAUUCAAGGAUUAUCCAAGUCUUCGAAUGCCAAUUAUUCCUUUUUUGUUGUAAGAAGAAAAGAUGAAUUUGAAUAUUGCAUGGAACUUCAAGAAGAAAAAGCUCAUGGGUUCUUUUUAUUCAUAAACCUCCUGCCAAAUAAGAGAAUUAAUUGGAUGAUUUUGAUGCAUGUUGAAUCUCUACUGCUUAGGGAAAUUAUAUAGCUUGAAAGCUAUACUUCCUUACACUCCAGAAUUCCUUAAUUCAGGAGCAGCUCUGAAAAAUAAGAUUUUAUUGCCUAGCUGGUAGUCAAGGGCCCCUUUGAUAGAUCAGAGAUAUCAAGAAGCCUGUGCUGAAAAGCAGCUCCAAAUUUAGCAGUGGCAUUCAGCAAGAGUGUGACAUAAGUACGCCGGAAUGAGCACUUACCAGCUAGCUACUGGAGAGCUCAGCUCAGCCAGUGUGCCCUGCUGGCCUGAAGACAGCUGCAUGUUCUGCCUUCUUUGCAUUGAGAAAGAGUGUGCUGCCUGGAGGCAGGUGCUUUGUGAGAAAUAACAUUACCAAAGAGUAUGAGUGGUUCUUGGAAUAAAGAAGUAGGCAAUAUCCCAAAUACCUCAUUUGGGUCUAGUCCAUAAUUUGCCAAAUUAACAUGAAAUAAGUAGUAUUUGUGGAUGUAACAUCCUGUACGGUUUUUUUAAAUGUUUUCUUUAUUAGUAGAUUGCAUACUAGUAAAUAAGGUUUAUAAGAUCUAAUCUAUGCUGUAUCUGUGAUAUUUGGUGGCCUGUUUUCAUAUAACAAGUCCUUAUGAAACUAAAGGACAUUUUACCUAGCCUUUUAUGUCAGCAUUCUCUGAAUAAUCUUUAAUGCACUUCGUAAACACACGCAGUGACUGAUAGUCCUCAAAAUGCUAGCUCCCUUCCUAUUUUUAGAGCCAGGGAGAAAAAUCAGUUACAUUUUGGACUUCCUGUGUUUUCUUUUUCACAAGAUGUUCAGUAGGACUUCAAAGGGUUUUGUACAAACCUAGUUAAAAAAAAGACUAUUGCAAUCUAUCUUAAUAACAUUUUACAGAAGCUAUUUUAGAAUAUGAAGAGAAUGCAUAGAUGCUGUUUUUUUCAUGAUUAAUUUAUUUAUCUAUAAUAGAUGUAUAGAAAGGUUUUUCAACUAUUUGUAAGGGUGAAAUAUGCAAUAAAUUCCAGCCUAUCUUUUGAA